Paracoccidioides lutzii Pb01 is the source of this 1215-nucleotide messenger RNA. RefSeq lists its product as hypothetical. The transcript has a single exon. The record is from RefSeq and is a predicted model, not a curated record. The coding region runs from base 1 to 1215 and encodes 404 amino acids.
AUGUCCUCCCUAGGCCCUACUUGCGAAUGUGGCCAUCAAGCAUGUUACCAUGCACCGGGUGACAGGGUGAGCAGUUUUCUGGCUCAGCAGCCGGCCUCACCACCAGUGCUACCGACGAAGAUGGCUCUGCUAGAGCGGAUCUGUCGGCUAGAGGAGCAGCACAGACAUGAUCGUAGGCUUUGGGAAGAGGAAUUGAAAGAGGAAAGACGCGCACGCCGUGAAGAUACUAGGGUUCUAAGGGAGGCUAUGCAUUCGUUUUAUAAGUUUAUGGAGGGGGAGGUACCACGCAAGUUUGCCGCUGUUGAUGAUAAAACUGACAGCUUGUUGGAUCAUGUGUCGAGGUUGGAGGAGAGGAUUACCAUAAUUGAUGAUUCAACUAUGACUUUAGAGAACCGUGUUUCGGAUCUUGAAGUUGAUGAGGAUGAGGAUGAUGAUAAUGGUUGCAGUGAUGAGAGUCAUAAUGUUGAGAUGGAAACCGAAGAAUCGAACGAGCACGAACAAAGGGGUGAUGAAAAUCUGAACCCUACUCGGGCCAUGCGAAAAUCGUCAAAGAGGGAGCCUGUUCCUAUCAAGAAGGGAACAACCUGCCCCGAACUAAACAGUACGUCUCGGUUCGAGGAUGCUUGCCCUUACAGAACUUCCAUGGCACCUCCCAAACGUCCGGCCGGUUUAGAAUUCCACCCAGCUAGUCUCUCCAUACCGAGUAGCUCAAAAUCACCAAGGAAGGCCGAUAUUAGGCCUCCAAGCCCUACCGCGAUAUCCACUUUCCCCCUAGAUCUUGUUGAGACCUAUUCCGCUGCUACCGGCACCCACACAUAUGUCCACAAACUAACAUCCCCACCUCGCGAUUUUGUCUCUCCGAUCCUCCCCAAGCCAGAAACUCCAACGUGUAAACCCAUGUUCCACGGGACCGUCCAUACUGAAAUGGUUCCUCUCGUCAAAUCACCCAUUUCCCAAUCAUCUUCUGCCAAACACAACGAAGACUUCAGUGCCUCAGAGAGUCAGAAACUAUGCUGCGUGGUAUAUCCUGUGGACACCGACCAGUUUUUUGGGCCAUACUGUGAAUUGCCGAAUUCCGUGUUGAUGAAACGAAAAUUCGAAGCGGGGGGGUACCAGCAAACCGAGAUGGGGAGAGGCUUAACGAGGAGGGACCGGCCAAAGUUCAUCCCAAUACCGCCGCCACUAUCACUGUCAGGCUCAGACCUUGAAGCCUGA